AGUACAUUCUGUUUGAUUCUGGAGAAAAAAUUUUGAUUUUUGACUUUUUCAACAGAAGAUUGAACGCCUAUAAUUCUUUUACUGUUCUAGUUUGCUUGCGUAAGCUUUCUGGUUCUGGAUCACUAAAUCAGAAGGAUUAAUUGUGUAGGUUCAGUUUACUUUUUAUUUGGUUUGGAAUCUUUUCUGUUUGCUUAAUCUGUAAGCUAGCUUGAGUGGAGUGAACAGAAAAGCAUGCUCUGUCUUUUAUUCUGUAUUAGUCAUUCUUUCCUUGAAGCAGUUGUCAAUCUUGUACCCUAUAGAUAGGAUUAUUCUUUAGCACAAGUUUCUGUGGUUACUGUAUUCUGGGUGUUGUUUCCCGAAAGAAACGGAGACAUGAUUUGAGAAGUAACCUGGCUGUUCAUUUGUAUUCUUUUCUGGUGCUUGUUUCCAGGCUCUUUUGUUUGUAACUAUGGAAUCAUUUAAGAACAAAUGCAAGGAUAUUUUCAGUAGCAGAGGUUGUUUUGGAUGCUGUGCUAAACCUCCUACAAUUCUUGCGGUUGAUCACUCAUCAAAGGGUCUGAGAAUUCAAGACCAAACAGCAAAGCGAGACAGCAUUUCAGACGACUUUUGGAGCACCAGUGCAGGUGAAAUGGACUGUAGUGGACUACAAUCCCAAAGAAGUAUUUCAUCAAUCAGCACCUUGAAUCAGCCCUUUGAUCCCUAUACUAAUGCUGGCAGCACAAGCAAUCCUUCUGAAUUUGUAAAUCAUGGCCUUCUUCUUUGGAUGCAAACAAGGCAGCAAUGGCUUGCAAAUAAGAGGUCUCCAAGCGGGAAACAAGUUCGAGAACCAGCAAUAAGUUGGAAUGCCACUUACGAUAGUUUGCUUGGGAUAAACAAGCCUUUCCCCCGACCUGUCCCUCUUGGUGAAAUGGUGGAUUUUCUUGUUGACGUUUGGGAACAAGAGGGUUUGUAUGACUAAAUAAGCUGGAAAUUUUACAAGUGCUUUCUCCUUCCUUGAAUAUCGCCUAAAGGUUGCACCUAGCAGGCUUAGUUCCAUUAGCUAAUGGCAUACCUCAAACUUAGCAGGUGUUAGGUUCUAGUCUCCUAAUUCCUCUGUAUGAUUAUUAUAGCAGCCUUUUUUUUUUUUUUUUUUUUUUCCUUUUAGGCCUUUUGGGUGGAACAAAAAUGUGUAGCUUGUUUUUAUGUUAUUGAUUUUUAGUUUUUCUUAAUCAAAUAAAAUUUUAAA
Hevea brasiliensis (rubber tree) is the source of this 1225-nucleotide messenger RNA. RefSeq lists its product as uncharacterized. NCBI's taxonomy places the organism in Eukaryota, Viridiplantae, Streptophyta, Magnoliopsida, Malpighiales, Euphorbiaceae. The record is from RefSeq and is a predicted model, not a curated record. The transcript has 5 exons. The coding region runs from base 449 to 958 and encodes 169 amino acids.